AUGCAAUUUCAGCUGAGCCUUUUUUUGCAUCUUGGGUGGCUGAGUGGCUGGAAAGCAGAAGAUGAAUGUGGCAGAGGUGCCUGCCGACCGAGCCCCGGCAAUCUCCUUGUGGGACGUAGUGCACAGCUUACUGCAUCGUCUACCUGUGGGCUGAAAGAAGCCCAAAAGUACUGCAUUCUCAGCUACCUAGAGGGGGAACACAAAUGCUUCAUCUGUGACUCUCGACUUCCAUAUAAUCCGCACACCCAGCCCAACAGCCACACUAUUGAGAACGUAAUUCCAAGUUUUGAACCACACAGAGAAAAGACAUGGUGGCAAUCUGAAAAUGGUCUUGAUCAUGUCAGCAUCAGAUUGGACCUAGAGACACUAUUUCAGUUCAGCCACCUUAUACUGACCUUCAAGACUUUUCGACCUGCUGCAAUGUUAGUAGAGCGUUCCACCAACUAUGGACACACCUGGAAAGUGCUCAAAUAUUUUGCAAAAGACUGUGCUAUUUCUUUUCCUGGCAUCACUGCUGGCCAGGCCCAGAAAGUGGGAGACCUUGUCUGUGACUCCAGAUAUUCAGAUGUCGAGCCCUCAACUGGAGGCGAGGUUGUUUUAAAAGUUUUGGACCCUAGUUUUGAAAUAGAAAACCCUUACAGCCCCCAAAUUCAAGACCUUGUAACAUUAACAAACCUGAGGAUAAACUUUACCAAACUCCACACCCUUGGGGAUACUUUACUUGGAAGGCAACAAAAUGAUUCCCUUGAUAAAUACUACUAUGCACUCUAUGAGAUGAUCGUUCGGGGAAGCUGUUUUUGCAAUGGCCAUGCAAAUAAGUGUGAACCUUUACAGCAGGUGCAGGGAGACAUUUUCAGCUCCACAGCAGUGGUUCAUGGGCACUGUGUCUGUCAGCACAAUACAGAUGGCCCCAACUGUGAGCGAUGUAAGGACUUCUUCCAGGAUGCUCCUUGGAGGCCAGCUGUGGGUGCUCAGGACAGCGCUUGCAGAGCAUGCAGCUGUAAUGGCCACUCGGAGCGCUGUCACUUUGACAUGACCGCAUACCUGGCCAGUGGUGGCCUCAGUGGAGGCGUGUGUGAGGACUGCCAGCAUCACACCGAGGGCCAGCACUGCGAGCGCUGCAGACCCCUCUUCUACAGGGACCCCUUCAAGGCCAUCUCGGAUCCCUAUGCAUGCCUCCCUUGUGAAUGUGACCCCGAUGGGACCCUGUCUGGUGGCAUUUGUGUGAGCCACUCUGAUCCUUCCCUAGGAUCUGUGGCAGGCCAGUGCCUGUGUAAGGAGAAUGUUGAAGGAGCCAAAUGUGACCAGUGCAAACCCAGCUACUUUGGCCUGAGUGCCUCUGACCCUUUGGGCUGCAGACCCUGCGGCUGUCACCCCCUUGGGAGUCUUCCAUUUUCGACCUGUGAUAUGGAUACAGGCCAAUGCUUUUGCCGGGCCUAUACCACAGGGCCACGCUGUGAAGAAUGCACUGCUGGAUCCUGGGGCCCAGGCGACCAUCUCCAUGGCUGUGCUCCCUGUGACUGUGCUAUUGGAGGUGCUUAUUCCAACACGUGCUCACCCAAAGAUGGGCAGUGUGAUUGCCGCCCACACGUCACUGGCCGCAGAUGCACGGAACCUGCCCCAGGUUAUUUCUUUGCUCCUUUGAAUUUCUAUCUCUAUGAGGCAGAGGAAGCUUCACCUCUCCAAGGACUUGCACCUUUGAUAUUAGCAACAGCUUUGCCAACGUGUGAUGUGUAUUUCCAGCAACAAGGAAAUGAUUUCACAAUGGACAGAGGAAAUAUAAUACUGAACAAAAAUCAGAAGCAAAGCCUACGUGCUGAUGAGCAGAAUAAG
Messenger RNA from Dipodomys ordii (Ord's kangaroo rat), 1833 nucleotides. RefSeq names its product laminin subunit beta-4-like. The annotation marks the transcript as partial. The transcript has 14 exons. The record is from RefSeq and is a predicted model, not a curated record. Lineage: Eukaryota; Metazoa; Chordata; Mammalia; Rodentia; Heteromyidae.